AUGGCACCCAGGAAGUUCUUUGUCGGAGGCAACUGGAAGAUGAACGGCGACAAGAAAACCCUGGGCGAGCUGAUCCAUACCAUGAACACUGGGAAACUGAGUGCAGAUACUGAGGUGGUUUGUGGAGUACCUUCCAUCUACAUCGACUUUGCCCGCCAGAAGCUUGAUUGCAAGACAGGAGUUGCUGCUCAGAACUGCUACAAGGUGGCAAAGGGAGCCUUCACUGGAGAGAUCAGCCCAGCUAUGAUUAAAGAUUGUGGUGCCUCCUGGGUAAUCUUGGGCCACUCGGAGAGGAGGCAUGUCUUUGGAGAGUCAGACGAGCUCAUAGGGCAGAAAGUUGCCCACGCACUGGCCGAAGGCCUAUCUGUCAUUGCCUGCAUCGGGGAGAAGCUUGAUGAGCGAGAGGCUGGAAUCACUGAGAAGGUGGUCUUUGAGCAGACCAAGGUCAUCGCGGAUAACGUGAAGGAUUGGAGCCAAGUGGUUCUCGCCUACGAACCGGUCUGGGCCAUUGGAACUGGCAAAACUGCUUCCCCU
Molecule: messenger RNA, 534 nt
Organism: Ailuropoda melanoleuca (giant panda)
Lineage: Eukaryota; Metazoa; Chordata; Mammalia; Carnivora; Ursidae
Product: triosephosphate isomerase-like
Exons: 1
Biological process (GO): glycerol catabolic process; glyceraldehyde-3-phosphate biosynthetic process; glycolytic process
Cellular component (GO): cytosol
Molecular function (GO): triose-phosphate isomerase activity
Source: RefSeq, a predicted model, not a curated record